AUGAAUGACAUCCUGGAGGCCACUUCCCCAGCGACUGGUCUGAGCGGUCCGGCUACUUGUGUGUCCAAGGUGGAGCUGCGCGUGUCCUGUAAGGCUCUGCUGGACCGAGACACUCUGAACAAGUCCGACCCCUGUGUGAUCCUCAUGGUACAGUCCAACGGCCAAUGGAUAGAGCUGGACAGAUCUGAAGUCAUCAAGAGCAACCUGCACCCAGUGUUCGGCAAAGUCUUCUGUAUGGACUAUUACUUUGAGGAGGUGCAAAAGCUGAGGUUUGAAGUGUUCGAUAUCCACGGCACCCACAGCAUCGGGACUCGAGAAGAUGACUUUCUGGGCGGUCUGGAGUGCACGCUGGGACAGAUUGUAGCCCAGAAAAGGAUGGUUAAGCCGUUGUUGCUGAAGUAUGGAAAAUACGCUGGCAAGUCUACCAUGACCGUGCAUGCAGAGGAAAUUUCUGGAAACAACGGAUAUGUAGAGCUUGCAUUCUCUGCUAAGAAGCUUGAUGAUAAGGACCUCUUCAGUAAAUCAGACCCAUUUUUGGAAAUCUACAAAAUAAAUGACGAUGAGACAGAAACACUUGUACACAGAACUGAGAUGAUUAAGAACAACCUGAAUCCUGUUUGGGAGCCGUUCAAAGUCUCUCUAAUAUCCCUGUGCAGUUGCGAUGAGGACCGAAAGCUCAAGUGCCUUGUGUGGGAUUAUGACUCCAGGGGGAAGCACGACUACAUCGGCGAGUUUUACACCAGUUUCAAGGAGAUGCAGAAGUUUUCCAGUGGUAAUAAGGUGUUGUGGGACUGUGUCAAUCCCAAGUACAAACAGAAGAAGCGCCAUUACAAGAAUUCAGGAGUUGUGAUCCUCCGUGAUCUCAAGCUCCACAGAGUGUACUCCUUCUUGGAUUACAUCAUGGGAGGAAUGCAGAUUCACUUUACGGUUGCGAUUGACUUCACAGCUUCUAACGGCGACCCAAGAAACAGUUGUUCGUUGCACUACAUAAACCCGUAUCAGCCCAACGAGUACCUGAAGGCCCUCAUUGCUGUCGGGGAGAUCUGUCAGGACUAUGACAGUGAUAAAAGAUUUUCUGCUUUGGGCUUUGGUGCAAGAAUUCCUCCCAACUAUGAGGUAUCUCAUGACUUUGCCAUCAAUUUCAACCCAGAUGAUGAUGAAUGUGAAGAGAUACAAGGGGUGGUCGAGGCCUAUCAGAACUGCCUCCCAAAGAUCCAGCUCUACGGCCCCACCAACGUCUCUCCCAUCAUUACCAGGAUAGCCAAGCUGGCAGCAGGAGAUGGAAAUAUAAAAGACGCCUCGCGGUACCACAUUUUGCUCAUCCUCACUGAUGGAGUGGUUACAGACAUGGCAGACACUCGUGAAGCCAUUGUGCGAGGCUCCUACCAGCCCUUGUCCAUUAUUAUCGUGGGUGUUGGCAAUGCAGACUUUACAGACAUGGAAAUUCUGGACGGUGACGACGGAGUCCUCCGCUCACCAAAGGGAGAGCCUGUGCUGAGAGAUAUUGUGCAAUUUGUGCCCUUCAGGGAAUUCAAAACGGCCUCACCAGCGGCUCUGGCCAAAUGCGUCCUGGCAGAGGUCCCAAAACAAGUGGUGGAGUACUACGGCCACAAGGUCAUCGCGCCCAUGUCUCCUACACGGGACUUAUCCUCGCCCAUCCUCAGCCCCGUGGCCACGACCCCAACAGAAUAA
Molecule: messenger RNA, 1692 nt
Organism: Knipowitschia caucasica
Lineage: Eukaryota; Metazoa; Chordata; Actinopteri; Gobiiformes; Gobiidae
Source: the annotation of a GenBank genome assembly